UCUUCAGGACUGGCAGAAAGACAGAAGAAUACUCAAGUGAAACACCAACUGCACAUUCUUUUUUUCAUUUGGAAAAAUACUUUUCUUGUCAGAAGCAUCAGGCUGAUUUCAAGACACAUGGGUGGACGGAAUUUGUAGUCAUUUUUCUUCCAGUGUUCUUCCCUCAAAGACAUGUUUCUCUGGAUGCUCCUGCCAAUUUCCCUCUCUUUGGUCUCCUUCAUUGGAACGUGGGCCAUAUACGGCUUGGCCUACUCCAACCAGCAUGUGUGUUCGCUCAGUGACUGGACGGGUGAGAACGUCUGCACAGGCAACCUUACCCCUGGAUGCUGCAAGGUUCCCACCCUAAGCACAAGCGGCGCAUACGCCCCAGAGAAUUCACUUUUUACAGCGACCAUCAACGCCGGAUCCUUUCUGUUUCUGCUCUUCGUCAUAUUCCACCAUGCGCAUAUCCUGGAGAAGCACGCCUGUGACUCCGCGCUGAGCAAGCUGGCAGGGGUCUUCGGCGUGGUGGCCUCCUUGGGGGCGUUCACCGCUGGGAACUGUAACCCUGGUUACCUGGCGGUGUUGCACUACGUGGGAGCUGCCAUCAGUUUCUUGUGCAUCUGCUUCUACACGCUUCUGCUGACAGCCCUGACCAGCAGGUGUCAUCUAAGUGGAUAUGAGAAGGUUCUGUACCCGGCACGCAUCGUCUCCACCGUGCUGCAGACCAUCGCCACCGUCUGCUAUACUUUCUUCUUCGCCCAGCACGAGUACCACUACCUUCAUUUGUCCGCAGUAUUCGAGUGGAUCCUCAGCGUCAACCUGGAGCUGUUUGAGCUCAGCUACGCCGUGGAGUUUGGCUUCUUCUCUUCUUACAUGCUCUCAAAUCUCUACAGCAAGCCAGAGGAGGAAGUGCCCUUCAUACUGACCUUGUCCUGAUGCACACGCACAAAGUACGCGUGACUGGACCGAACUUCAUGAAUCACUCAUGCUGUAUCCGCACUUGUAUUGUGUACAAACACACAACCCCUGAACUCAGCUUAGUUGGAUGGUCGUCGUAUUCCAAGCACGUCAUGUUUAUUCAUGUUGACACGUGAAUAAACGUUCAUACGGCGAGUCAGAAGUGCAGCAUGCGUUGUGCGAAUGCAUUGUUAACACAUUACGGCUUUUUUUGCUAGGAGCAUUGUGGGUGUCGACAGUCGUCGCCGCCACAAGUGAAGGCGUGUCAAACAGUAGCCGACGGUGUCAGCGUUUAUGACUCAAAGUCACGCACACCUUAAAGGAAAACUGCACUCUUUUUCUUGUUUUUGGAAUGUUGCCCAUCAUCCACAAUCCUUAUGUGAGACAUGAACACCCGUCUUUCUCUUUUCUGUGCAUUUUAAAGAUAUAAAAACAGCUCAAAAGAGGCAGCUAAUUAAUGCAAGUAAUGGGACACACCUAUUCUGCCUAGAAAGCCUGCUAUUCAAACACCUCCAAAAACCUCCAGCAAGGUUUUAUGGUUUUCUAUCCAUGCUGUGAGCAUGUAGUAACAUUCAUGAUAACAUGUCAUCCUUACAGUAUUUUGGUCAUUUUAAGCAUUAGCGGAACUUCCAUCCUGAGCACAUUGAUUUCACAUAGCAACAUAGAAAUGGAGGCUACACCUAGCGUUAACUUUUACAAACUCAAAAACAAAAACACAGCAGCAGUGGCGGCAGCUCCAGUAUGUAGCGUUAGCUUUCACUACUGGCCUUUAACUGCUCUUUUCAAACGAUAUGGCAACCCAGUGGGGCACGAUCGGUAGUUUCUUAGAUUAAAAUACAGUGGUUAGUCGGGGUGUCAAGACGACAAGACGAUACACAAGAUUGUGCGACGAGAAUGAGGCGAAAUUUUCACAUUACUUUGAAGAAAAGUACAAUGAAUGUGUGACAAUCUGUUGCAAUCUACUAAUUUAAUUUCUACUAGGUUACACUCUUUUGCACUGUGUGUAUGCUAGUGGCCCCGCCUCCACCCACGAGACAAAGAAACUGUAUGACUGACACAAGGGCUCACUCCGUUCAUGCCGUUGAUUUAUGGAACAAAGCCACCAAAUUGCUGAACCCUCUUCCUGCUUGUUUGAGGCAGGAGGCGAGGAAAACAGACACACAUGCACAAGGCAACAUAUUGAAGCUGGCAAAAUGAUCCUGUUCAUUUUCAUUGUUGUUGGCUGAUUAUUUGAUUUUAUCAUCAUCCCAGGCCUAGUGCUCACGAGACAUUUUUUUUCUGAACGAGAAAUCUUGUCACGUUGUCGUGGGGUCUUGUGACACCCCUGGAGUGGUUAGCACUAUGAAUCCGUUCCCACCCCCACCAAAUCAAUUUUUCAGAAAUAAUACAAAUCCAGUGAAUCCCUUCCAGGAAGCCACAAAUGUUAACGCAAAACAAGCUUUUUAUAAUUUUACAGUAAAAGUUUUACAUGCAGAAAACAACUGUAAAGCUAACAAGUACAUCCGUGAUAAAUGAAAGGGAUAAAUGAACAUUUAAGGCAGGGGUGUCAAAACUUUUCCCACCGAGGGCUGCAUACUGAAAAAUCAUAGGAUGCGGGGGCCACGUUUACAUGUUUUGAACCAACCCAUGUACAGUAAAUACGCUAAGAGGCUUUUUUUUUUAUUUAAAAGAAAAAAAACAACCUGCAUCUCAGCUUUGUGUUGUGAGUGACAAAGCCUAUUAUUAGUGUUAGUGUGACUGACAUUACACUUUUGGUAACACUUUAUAAUAAGGUACACAAACAUACAGUAGCUACUGAGGAACUAAUGAAGAACUAAUGAGGAACUAAUGACUAAGGCACAAAAAUGUAGACUAGUCACUGACAAACUAAUGAGGAACUAAUGAGUAGAGUAGUUACUGAGGAACUAAUGAGGAACUAAUGACUAAGGCACAAAAAUUUAGACAAGUUACUGACAAACCGAGGAACUAAUGAGUAGAGUAGUUACUGAGGAACUAAUGAAGAACUAAUGAGGAACUAAAAUUUAAAAUUUAUAAAAUUUUUGACCAGUUACUGACAAACUAAUGAGGAUCUAAUGAGUAGAGUAGUUACUGAGAAACUAAGGCCCAUAAAUUUGAACUAGUUACUGAGGAACUAAUGAAGAACUAAUGACUAAUGAGUAGUGAUUAGGGUUAGGUAUGUUCAUUUCUCAUUACCUACUGUACUUUUGAGUACCUUAUUGUAAAAUGUUACCCACUUUUUUUGCUUGCUGUUUUCGCCCCCGCAUAUUUUACAUUUCUUCUCAUAAAUGUUUUGGUUUGGUUUCAUUUAUUUUGAACAUGCAUACAAGUUAUUUUGGACUACAUCACAUUACAAUUCACAAUUCUACAUGUCCAAAAAAGGAGUAGGAAGAAGCAGAGCUUAUCAAUUCCUACCCUUUUCAACUGCCAAUAUAUUUGUUCACUUCCUGUAUUCAACAGGAGUUAAGUCAUGUAUAUGCCAGUUUUUCCUCUUAUGUCCUUACUGUCAUAAUGUUUUCAUCACGUUCGGCGUGUAGCCGGUAGUAGGAUCCCAGGAUUCAAGAUCCAAGAGUUUUAUUGUCAUAUGCACAGUAAAACAUGUAGUUCUGCCCUGCAGGAUGCAGAGGAGACACGAAUCCGUGUAACAAAAAAUGAUUUAUAGUUCACAGAAGUUGGUAACAAAACAAGACUGUUCACAGGUAAAAAAAAAACAACAUAAAUUCCGGGCCGAGCCGCGAAGAAAAAAUACCAAAUAAAAGAUCAACUAAGGGCGCUGCAUACACGGGAAAUAGCAGGAGCAAAAGAUACACAAAGCAAAAAUCACUGCUGACAAAAGAUAGCAGGAGAAAAAGAGAAAACCAAAAGAGCUGCUGAAGACCGAGCAGUAACAAACA
Dunckerocampus dactyliophorus (ringed pipefish) is the source of this 3830-nucleotide messenger RNA. RefSeq lists its product as uncharacterized. NCBI's taxonomy places the organism in Eukaryota, Metazoa, Chordata, Actinopteri, Syngnathiformes, Syngnathidae. Gene Ontology annotation, biological process: protein localization to plasma membrane. The transcript is spliced from 7 exons. The coding region runs from base 172 to 918 and encodes 248 amino acids. The record is from RefSeq and is a predicted model, not a curated record.